UUACAUUCUGUUCUCGACGUCGCGUUCAUUGUGGGGAGCCAUUACCCUCGUCCGCGCUAAGCAUCGUGCCAUAUUCCCGUUCGCGCCCUUAUACUAACAACAUUCUCGUAGUUUUAAGUGAAAUAUUAUGAGAGUGAAGACCGAAAUGGACGACGACGAAAAGGGAAAGUUGUUUGUGGGUGGUUUGUCCUGGGAAACAACACAGGAAAAUCUGCAACGCUACUUUGGCCGCUAUGGUGAAGUAAUUGACUGCGUUGUUAUGAAAAACAGUGAGUCUGGUCGUAGCCGUGGCUUUGGAUUUGUAACAUUCAGUGACCCGGCUAAUGUCCCCUUGGUUCUCCAAAAUGGACCUCAUCAGCUUGAUGGGCGCACGAUUGACCCAAAACCAUGUAAUCCACGUACUCAACAGAAGCCAAAACGUAGUGGAGGCUUCCCAAAAGUUUUCCUAGGUGGCUUACCAAGUAAUGUAACAGAAACUGAUCUGAGAUCAUUCUUUAAUCGCUUUGGCAAAGUCAUGGAAGUGGUGAUAAUGUAUGACCAGGAGAAAAAGAAAUCAAGAGGAUUUGGCUUUCUCAGCUUCGAGGAUGAAGAUGCAGUGGACCGAUGUGUCGCCGAGCAUUUCGUCAACUUGAACGGAAAACAGGUUGAGAUCAAGCGUGCGGAGCCACGUGAUUCUUCCAGUAAAAUGAACGACAGUCAUCAAGGACAAUGGGGUCCUCCGCAACCUGGUGGACCUCCGAUGGGAAUGGCUGGGAAUAUGGGACCCAUGGGUGGGCCUAAUGGUCAGAUGGGUGGCCCGAUGAUGGGGGGACCCAUGGGACCGCCAGGGAAUAUGAUGCAGCAGUAUCAGAGCUGGGGGACAAGUCCUCAAACUGGUGGAUAUGCUGGUUACACCACUCAGUAUAAUUCUCAAGGUUGGGGUGCACCUCCGGGUCCUCCUCAACAACAGCAGAUCCCCCCACCUCCUCAUCACCAAUGGAGUAGCAGUUACAACGUACAACCUGCAGCAGCUACUCAAGGUUACGGCAGCUAUGGUGGGCCGGCGGCGGCCGCUUCAGGGGGCUACGGGCCCACGGCGGGUACUGGCGGGGCUGCGGGGGGCGGGCCAGGGGGUUCCUGGAACUCCUGGAACAUGCCACAGAAUGGGCCCCCUCCAGGGACCCAGCCACCACCUCAGCCCCCUCAGCCCAACUCCUCGCAGCCCAACUCCAACUCGAACCCCUCUGGCCCGCAGGGUGACAUGUACUCGCGACAGACCACCGGCUCCGGUGCACCUGGGUCCAGUAGCAGUUCAGCCAAGACACCGGACUACACUGGGUACUCCGCAUACGGUAAUUACGCUGACACCAGUUAUCCACAGCGUUCAUAUCAGGGAGGAGAAAGCAACCAAGUUGCGAGUACAAAGGGGGUUGGUAUUGACACGGCGCAUGGGAGCAGCUUCGGGAGGCUAAAGGGGACGGAGGGGAUGGUUUCUCUGGAACAGAACGAGAGCAAUCGGUUCGCACGGCAGAGGUGUUAAAAAAAAUCGAGUCUCUCUGCACAACUCGAUUUCGUUUGGGAUGGAAAAAAAAGGACGACGAUACCGGAAGGGAGAGAUACGAGUGGGAAUAUCUCGCGCGUUCGGUGAAUGGAAUUCCUACAGUUCGGAAUGCUUUGUCUCGAAAAAAGAAAACAAUCAGAAACAAAAACCCGAAAGAGAGAGAGAGAGAGAGAAAGAGAGAGGAAUAGAAUCCGAUCGAUCGAUCUACUUUUUAAUCAAUAUUUUUAGCGUCGAAGCGUAAGGUAAAACUAAAGAAGAAAAUAAGAAACUAAACGUAACGGGAGGGAAGCUAGAAAAGGUGUCGACGAAUUGUGUAAACGAUAAUAAAACGAGAAAAAUUGUUAACUGUAAUGACAUGACCUGUAUACUUGUAACGUUUAGCAUUAUAUUGGUAAGAUCGAGCCCCCCAUCCGACCGAGCCGAAACGAUUAGAGUUAUAUUGAAUAGCGGGACGAAUAGUUCAAACGAGGAAUCACGAUUAACGGAAACUCAACAAAAAUUGGAAGAUGACAUCCGAUAGAAAUAUGAUUGCUUUAGCGACAUUUCGUUUCGUUUUCUGGCCGAUCCGAGAGAAACAGAAAGAGAGAGAAAGAGAAACCGAACGAGAGAAAGAGAGAAAUAAAGAUAGAUGAAAACAAUACGAAAACAAAAGCAGAGAUCGGUCAAAAACGAAAACGUAUCCGUCGGGGGUUACAUGUGACAUAUAGGGAUACUAUUUAAGGAGUCUUUACGCUCGCACGCUUUCUGUCCGUCUCAUUCCCAGUGCCCCGGUGAUCAUAGUGAACGAUUUAAAAUGAAAAAAAAACAAAAACAAAUAAAUAAGACACGCUAAAAUAUAUACAACAAAAGAACCGAAAAUAAUAAUAAAACGAUACGACUCUCUGUACCGAGGGGGGUGUCCGACUUUCCCCGACGACAUUAUUACACACACGGUCAUGGAUCAGAGCGGAACUGAUCUAGCGUGAUCCAGACGAACGUCGUUGAUGGCUAAUUAAACUAUCUGAAGGCUUUGUAAUCCGUAGUGAGGCGACGAUUCGAAGGAACUGUUCGAGGUUCGGGCCGGACAAAGUCGUACACCCCGCUGUCAGCACAGUAGCAGUAAAACGUGUACCAGGCCAGAGCGCAUUGUCUCUGCUCUCCUAAAGGUUUUGCUCCUUAAGGAACAAGUUGAGAUAAGAGAGAGAGAGCGAGAGAGAGAGAGAAUUGUGGAGUUGAGAGAGAAAGAGAGAGAGUGUGUAUCGAGGAGAAUAACAUCCUACCGGUUUAGGAAAAAAGGGAAAACAUGUUGGGAAAGGAUUUUACGGUAGGAGUUAUAAAGAGAAAGAUAUUCAGAGCGAUAUACACAGAACUAUUUACGGAAAAAAAGAUAGAUAGAUAGAGAGAGCGAGAGAGAGAGAGAGAGAGAGAGAGAGCGAGAGAAAGUGUGUGAGAGAGAGAGAGAGGAUUUUUUUGUCGCGAUGAACACAUUAUAAUAUUAUGCGCGUUAACUGAUAGUAACGAUUUAAUGAACGAUGAUCAUGAUUAUUAUUAUUAUGAUUAAUAUUAUUAUUAUUAUUAUUACUAUUAUUAUUAUUAUUAUUACUAUUAUUAUUAUUAUUAUUACACAGAGAUAGGAGAUGUUGAGAGAGAAACACAUGUUUACAUGCUAUUCUAUCAUGUAUCUAUAUUAUUCAUUGCAACAUAUAUGUAUGUACACGCACUCGUAUGUCUGCUCGUGUAAAUGUAUACCUUUAAACAACAAAAAAAUCAAUGGAAGCAGAAGGAGAAAAUAUAUCGAUAUAGGGGCGUACGUUAUUA
This is a messenger RNA of Megalopta genalis, 3337 nucleotides long. RefSeq names its product Heterogeneous nuclear ribonucleoprotein at 27C (gene Hrb27C). Lineage: Eukaryota; Metazoa; Arthropoda; Insecta; Hymenoptera; Halictidae. Gene Ontology annotation, molecular function: mRNA binding. Gene Ontology annotation, biological process: regulation of translation. Gene Ontology annotation, cellular component: cytoplasm. The record is from RefSeq and is a predicted model, not a curated record.